Messenger RNA from Aspergillus ibericus CBS 121593, 1129 nucleotides. RefSeq lists its product as uncharacterized. Bases 56 to 1129 code for a protein of 357 amino acids. The record is from RefSeq and is a predicted model, not a curated record. The transcript has 2 exons. NCBI's taxonomy places the organism in Eukaryota, Fungi, Ascomycota, Eurotiomycetes, Eurotiales, Aspergillaceae.
GGUUGACUGCUCAACUAUAGCAGACAAAGGCACUCGCAACCGCACUUUUGACGUGAUGACACCCUUCCAUUAUGACUGGAACAAAGAGAGGCUUCCUAUGGGCCGGGAGCUGUGUGCUACCAUUGCACAUAUCUUAGAUGUGGCCGGCAUUCCGAAUGUUCUCUGGGGCAAAUACAUGAUCUUUACCUACGACAUGGGCCCUCUGCAAGAAGCCCAGGCUGAAGACGCGAAAAGGGUCCGGAAGGUGCCGCCACCACCGCAUGAGCGAUACUACAUCACCAAGUACGACGACAGCAUCUCCUUCAUCAUCCCCGAUGACCGGAUCAAUGAUGCGCGCGAUGCUUUGCUCCUCGCUGGAUUCCCCCUGUGUACCACGGGAUGCGUGUGCUUUGAUUGGAAAACACACGAGAUGGUUCCAUGGCAUCACUUCCUGGGAGAGAAUGGCAACACCGCGGAGAACCCCGCCUUGAAGCUCUUCCGUCGCUCGGACGUACUCUUUCGCUUUCCAGACCCUGACCUCGCCCCCCCAGCACCCGACGACCCCUGGUAUAUGUUGACGAACGAUCCUCGACUCCCCGCGGACGAUGAGGAGCGGCGGGGUGCCAACCCGGAAGGCCGGUUUGAUGCGGCCCUCUGGCCGAUCAAGAUUCCAACUGCGGUGAAACUGUACGAAGCCCUGAUCCUCCUGCGCUGCCGCGAUAACGAUUAUCACAGCCAUUCCGACGGCAGUUGGACUGGGUGGUCAAAAUACCUGGCACGGAGUCUGGUCAAAUCGGGUCGUAUCACGAUCCCACAGGUCGGAGAGCUCUACCGCGGAGUCAUUGAAUGGGACCAGGCCGAUCGCCUUUGGUUUUGGGAUGGACAGCCAUCGCUGCUGCGCCAGCACCUCUGGGAAUCGAAGGCUUGCCUCCUCCCCUUCCGGACCGCUGCCCCCCUGAUCUUUCCUUGCAUCGCCGGCACCAUACUCUGGAUGAACACGGCGAGAUCUACGCCAAGUUUCUGGAAUAUUGUAGCCGGUUUGGGGACGAUGUUCGGUCGGAUGGCGAACACCCCAACAAGAGGGAUGGACAGGAAGCAGAGGACCAAGGGGAGAGUGCGUAGGUUCAAAAGACCAGGCAUGGAACUCUGA